Molecule: messenger RNA, 3594 nt
Organism: Dichomitus squalens LYAD-421 SS1
Lineage: Eukaryota; Fungi; Basidiomycota; Agaricomycetes; Polyporales; Polyporaceae
Exons: 14
Coding region: 1-3594 (1197 amino acids)
Cellular component (GO): mRNA cleavage and polyadenylation specificity factor complex
Source: RefSeq, a predicted model, not a curated record
AUGUCAGCAAAUGCUGCUCCUGUCGACCCCCUAACGCAAUUCUCCCUUGCGCUCGCUGCGCCAGCCGACUCGAAGGAGCAGGCAGAGCUGCUCUCGACGCUGCGCGAGUCGCUCGAGAACCACCCCAGUCUGUCGAUAUUAUGCUCGACGCUCAUCAACACACUGUCGGGCACGGGGGAUUCGCUCAUGAAGACGUGGGUGCUGAACCUGCUGCACUUCGCGAUAUGCAAGUCGAAUUUGAGUGCCGAGGCGCGCACUCAGCUGGCGGACCAAUCAUUGGAGGUCCUGGCGGGGUUAUUAAAUGACGGGAACAUCAACACCGUGAAGGUGGUUGUGCAAUGUUUCCCGACGGUGUAUGCGUUACUAUUUCGGUCAUUAUGUGUGAACCGGAGUAAUCGCAAGCCUUGGGACAUCCUCACGCAGGCGAAGGCGCGAAUCCUCGAGUUUGUCUGGGCUCCCCAUGUCAACGCCGGCCUGAGGAUAUCUGCCGUCAAGUUCAUGCAGCGGGUCAUACUUGUGCAGACGCGUGGGAUCAAUGACCCCAGGCUCCAAAAUAAGGACGAUCCCAACCUGAAUAUGGUGCCCUCCGAUCAUCCCUUCAUAUCUGUGCAGGCUCUGGAACAGGAAGGUCUUAAGCUCCUCGAAGGCGUCAUCACGACACUGUACACCAGCAACAAUCCCGACAUGCUUUCAGCCAUCUUGAAUAGUUGGGCCAACCUCAUCAAGCGACGUCCAGCACUUGUCGAAUUGGUCUUGUCCACACUGGUUCAAUGGACGCCUGUCAAGCUCGAAGGCCAACCAGCGUCUGUCAUCCGGAGUGCGGAGAAGACCAUUCGCAUUCUGCUCACGCACAUAUCUCGGACGCCGCAGGGCCAUCCGUUUGUGGGACAGAUCCAAUCCGCCCUUGCUGCUCAAGCGGCAAGGAUGGAACAAGCUGUCGCCGAGGAGAAGGCUCGUAGGGCGGCGGCAGCAGAGGCCUCGAAAAAGCGUACCACUACAGCGACUCCCGUCACUGAGGCGCCAGAAUCCAAGCGGCCCAAGCUGGAGCACGAACCUGUUCCUGCUCUCGGUGCCGGUGGCUUUGACUUCAGCGCGCUCCCUGCGACUCUCGUGACCGACUUGAUUGUGGCCAACCUGCAAGCGCAUACGGAAAAUGCUCUCAUCGGACUCGUUCAAGCAUACAGACACAAGAAGGCCACCACAUCGAUACCGGUACCAGCAGUGGCCGAGAUACCUGGACUAUCCUCGACGCCUCCGCCAUCUCGUGGAUCUACCGCGGAGCAUGUAGCCUCUGUCAGCGCCCAGCGUCCACCCCCUUCAGGACCUCGUGCAGACCGUGAAAAGAAGGCGAAGUCUGUCACACCUCCGCCUCCACCAGCUCCGGUCAAAAUCGAGGAACCUGUGGAUCCUCUCAAAAUGGACAUUGACGACGAAGAGAUGGAGUAUGAGCCUGACAGACUCAAUCUGGAGAUAUCUGGCGAGGCAGAGCCCAUCGAUGAAGCAGAAGCAGCGCUAGACCAUGCCAUGGAGGAGGCAGAGCUGCCUAUUACCGAUUUCAAGCUUCCUCCCGCACGAGAGCUCGACGCGGACGACCGGGAAGUUCUUAUGCGCAAGGCAAUCACUCGAAUACGGGAAGGGGCCAAAGAGCUUGUCGCUGCCGAGGGUGCACUGGAUGCUUCAGAUCCCCACCACCUUCGGACGACCCCAGCGGACAUGUGGAUGCUGCUUCUAGUGCGGAUGGUAACACGUGUUAGCGAUCCCUCCAUCGAACAGGAGGCGAACGAGGAUGAGACGAAGGCGGAUGAUGCUGUUGUCAAGCGGUCCGAAAUCUACGAUCGGCAGGAUAGACUACGGCAUGCAUUGUGCGAAUAUAUCAUGGCCGACUUUUCUGGCCGAAUACGACUCGCAACGACCUGGAUGAACGAGGAGUGGUACAACGACAGGAUACGACGUCAACAAGACCGGGCCUGGCAACCGAAUUACGAGACCUGGCUGAAUCAAAUCGUAGCGGCCUAUCAGACACACGCAGAAGGCAAGGAUAGGACAUUUUCUCGCUUCCUGCUUGAUUUGCCAGCCGUGCCACAAGAUGUCCUAAAUCUACUCAGGGAAUCCUGCGUCGAACCAGAACGGCGACAGAUGGGCUUUGCCGCUUUGCGAGAGUUCGUGUCGCAACGACCGUCAUUACGAGCAGAAGCCAUGAAUAUGCUCCUGGAAUUGACGACGCAUCCCGACAAGAUCACUCGCGGUGCAGCGAUCAACACAGUCAAGCGUUGGAUCCCCGAUGUCCAACCUAUGGCGGAUAUGAUUCGUGAUUUCGCCUUGCAGUUGCUUCGCCGACUCCAAUCUCGUCCAAAACAAGCCGAAGAAGAGAAGCCUGAAAAGCCCCAGACGAACGGCGCCGACCAUGAAGAGAACAUGGAAGAUGGCCAACUUCCACAGGAGGAUAUCAUCCAAACGCCGUAUCUGCCGGAGCAGCUCGAGCUUCCCGCGGUGAACGCGCAGAUCUUGCAGCAUGUGGAGCUACUGUUCGCCCUGUCGACGAAGGUUCCGGAGUUUUUGGACGAGAUAUUUGCGGCGUACGGAGGGAUGGAGGAGACCGUUCAGGAGACUGUCCAACAGUUGAUCACACCGUUAGUGCGAGCACUUGGGCCAACACAUGGGAAACUCCUUACGCUUCUACGGACGUUUCCUCCUGGUGCGGAGUCGCUGGCGCUGCGUGUGCUCACUAUCUUUACGGAGACGGGCCGACCGAGUGCACAGCUGGUGGCAUUGGUCAAGAGUCUCGUCAAUGAGCGCGACCUCGAUGCAAGAUUCCUUAUCCCCAUCAUCGCUGAGAUGGACAAGGCCGACAUUGUGCGACAUCUACCACGCAUCGUAUCUAUUCUCAACGGGACGCCAGAACCCAAGCAGCUCGUGCGUUCAGUGUUUAGUUCUAUCGUCACCACGCCACCAGAAACGUUUGGUAAAGUGACGUCUAACCUGCCGCGUGUGCGGCAAAGCGAGCUGCUGACACCGGCGGAGCUUAUGGUACUGCUCCAUGAGUCGGAAAGGGAGAUCGGGUUGAGGAGCGCCAUAGAGGCCAUUUCAAUCUGUUUCUCCAUGACUGACAUUUACCGCUCUGAAAUUCUUGGUGUCGUAAUGAAUCAGCUUGUGGAUGUUCCAAAUCUUCCUACGCUGUUCAUGCGGACGGUGAUCCAAGCGGUGACCACAUACCGUUCGUUGCGCGGUUUUGUAUCGACAACGCUGCUCUCGCGCCUGAUCACCAAGAAGAUAUGGACAAAUCCCCCGCUUUGGGAAGGCUUCAUUCGCUGUGCCAAGCUCAUCGCGCCGCAAAGUUUCGGAGCGCUCCUCCAGCUACCCAAGGAGCAGCUGCGCGAGGUUGUCGAGAAGCAGCCCACCCUCAAGGCCGAGUUGCGUGAGCACGUCAUGAAGAAGGGCACGAACAAGGCGCGUGUCGCAGGCUACCUCGACAUCUUCGGCGAAGACGAUUCCAGCACACCGGCCGCCGCCGCAAGCCCGGCGCCGUCCGCUGGAGAGUCGACGCCUCAACCCGAGCCAGAACCUCUGCUUGUGGAACCCGCUCAAAGCUCAUAA